Messenger RNA from Onychostoma macrolepis, 7797 nucleotides. It is a transcript of the gene slc8a4b, whose product is annotated as solute carrier family 8 member 4b. Gene Ontology annotation, molecular function: calcium:sodium antiporter activity. The coding region runs from base 679 to 3459 and encodes 926 amino acids. The record is from RefSeq and is a predicted model, not a curated record. Gene Ontology annotation, cellular component: postsynapse; axon; sarcolemma. Gene Ontology annotation, biological process: sodium ion transmembrane transport; calcium ion import across plasma membrane; cell communication. NCBI's taxonomy places the organism in Eukaryota, Metazoa, Chordata, Actinopteri, Cypriniformes, Cyprinidae. The transcript has 10 exons.
CACACUGUCACCCGCUCCUCCUUUUAUUCUCUUCAUUGAACUUUGAGCAGCGCAUUCAUUCAUAGUCAGCAGCGAUUAGUGGAGAGAUGACAGGAGCAACCACUCACGAGAGGGAUUCAUUACAAUGACGGUCAUCAACGGAGGAGACGUACGCGCACACUAGAUCAGUUUGAACAGAGCAGGACACAUCCAAGGGGUUCAGUCUUAAGAGGUAGCGAGAGCUGUUGCCAUUCACUAACAGCUCAAACCAGUGCCAAACGGGAACUGACUGCUUAUUGACAACAGAUCGUGAGGGCGACUAUUCUACUUCAAUACUGUCUACUGUCAAUACAGGAGCAACGAACGGAGAGAAACCUGUAUUGCAGGAGCCAGAGAAGAUCACUAAAAGUCCGUCUGAACAAGAGAUUUCAACUAAAGGGGAGCUACACUGAAAUUUGGAAGUGGGGUUACACUACCAGGUAUCCUCAUACUAGAAAGCUAGUUGUCUGGCUGGAAACCUCCUCGCCUCGGACGCGCUGGGGAAUAGAUUCCUGACAUGAGCGGCUAACACCACCGACAAACAACAACACACCGGCGGAUAAACCGCACUGAUCCCUGCGAGCUACCACCUGUUUCCAGCGCGGACCAAACGGUGGAGUGAAGUUUGAGAAUCCACAAACAGACCGCCCCAACCUUACCAUGCCUUUGUCCUUCAGUUCAUCUCGCCUUUUCCCCUUCUCCUUCAUUUCCUUGAUCCUCCCCGUCCUCCUCUUGUCUUUCUCCAUCCCUUCUCAAGCUGACACCCAAGAUGUAUCCCAAUCUAAAUCCAAUUGUUCUCAAAGUCACGUGUGUGCAGACGGGGUCCUUUUACCAAUGUGGAAUCCCCAGAAUCCCUCAGUUGGUGACAAAGUGGCCCGUGCCAUUGUCUACCUAGUGGCACUAGUCUACAUGUUCUUAGGUAUGUCAAUCAUUGCUGACCGCUUCAUGACUGCCAUCGAAGUUAUAACUUCUCAAGAAAAGGAGAUCACUACAAAGAGACCUAAUGGUGAAACAGUCACCACGACAGUUCGCAUAUGGAACGAGACUGUCUCCAAUCUGACCCUCAUGGCUCUGGGUUCCUCAGCCCCUGAGAUUAUGCUUUCAGUCAUUGAAGUCUGUGGGCAUAAUUUUGAGGCCGGUUCUCUUGGUCCCAGCACCAUUGUGGGAAGUGCCGCUUUCAACAUGUUUGUGAUCAUUGGCUUAUGUGUCUACGUGGUACCUGAAGGUGAAAGACGGAAGGUCAAACAUCUUCGGGUGUUUUUCGUGACUGCGGCUUGGAGCAUGUUUGCCUAUGUCUGGCUCUAUCUUAUCCUCUCCGUGUUCUCGCCUGGGGAGGUGGAAGUGUGGGAAGCAGUGCUGACAUUCCUCUUCUUCCCUCUCUGCGUGCUCCAGGCCUGGGUUGCUGAUCGACGAUUGCUCUUUUACAAGUAUGCCCACAAACGGUACCGAACUGAUAAGGGCCGUGGAAUUAUUGUGUCCGAGGGUGGCGAGGAAGUUGGAAAGGAGGGAGGAUUCACGAAGAUGGACAUGCUGGAAAUUGAUGGAAUCACAACACAUCUGGAUGGAAUGUUGGGAGUGGAAAGUGGGCUUGGUGGACGUGAUCAAGAUGAGGAGGCCAGGAGAGAAAUGGCCAAAACUCUGAAGGAACUGAAGCAAAGACAUCCUGACAAGGACAUGGAGCAGCUCAUAGAGAUGGCCAACUAUCAGGUUCUAAUACAGCAGCAGAAGAGCAGGGCCUUCUACCGGAUUCAGGCGACAAGGAUGAUGAUUGGUGCUGGGAACAUCUUAAAGAAACAUGCAGCGGAUCAGGCCCGUAAAGUGGUCAGCAGUGGGGAACCUCAGGAGCAGGAAGAUGACCCUCUUGUCACAAGAAUAGACUUUGAACCUGCCCUCCACCAGUGCUUUGAGAACUGUGGGUCCUUAAAACUUACUGUGCAAAGGCGUGGAGGAGAUGCUGGGUGCACUGUUAAGGUGGAUUACCGCACAGAAGAUGGCACAGCCAAUGCCGGUUCUGACUAUGAAUUUGCUGAGGGCACACUCAUCUUCAAACCUGGCGAGAACAUUAAAGAGAUCGCCGUCGGCAUUAUUGAUGAUGACAUCUUUGAGGAAGAUGAAUACUUCUAUGUGCGCCUGAACAAUCCUCGUAUAGUCGGGUGGGCUGAUGGACAUCCUAUUACUAUGGAGACUGGAGCACCUGCUCCUAGCGCAGCCCUUGGUGAGGCCCACACGGCGACCGUGACGAUCUACGAUGACGACCAUGCAGGAAUUUUCACAUUCGAAAGCGAGUCGGUGCGAGUUAGUGAAAGUAUCGGCAUCAUGCAGGUUAAGGUCCUGAGGACAUCAGGAGCACGUGGUCUGGUGGCUGUGCCGUACCAUACAGUGGAUGCGACAGCUCGCGGAGGGGAAGACUUUGAGGAAGUGUCUGGAAAACUGGAGUUCCAGAACGACGAGACAAUGAAAACAAUCGAGGUGAAGAUUAUAGAUGACGAAGAGUAUGAAAAGAACAAGACCUUCAUUAUUGAGUUAGGAGAGCCAGUCCUACUAGAGAUUGGACAGAAACAUGGUGAUUCUAAUGAGAAUAAACAAGAGAUUGGAGCAGAGGAAGAGGAAGUAGCUAAAAUGGGAUGUCCUAAUCUGGGAGAACAUACCAGAUUGGAGGUGGUGAUUGAAGAGUCGUAUGAAUUUAAGAACACGGUGGAUAAGCUCAUUAAGAAGACUAACCUGGCUCUGGUAGUCGGCAGCAGUAGCUGGAGAGAGCAGUUCGUGAGUGCUGUAACAGUGAGUGCAGGUGACGAUGAUGAGGAGGAAAGUGGUGAAGAGCGUCUUCCAUCCUGCUUUGAUUACAUCAUGCACUUCCUCACAGUCUUCUGGAAGGUUCUCUUCGCCUUCGUCCCACCCACAGAGUAUUGGAACGGAUGGGCAUGCUUCAUUGUGUCCAUCUCUUUGAUUGGUGUCCUGACGGCGGUCACGGGCGAUCUUGCUUCUCACUUUGGGUGCACUGUUGGCCUGAAGGAUUCAGUCACCGCCGUGGUCUUUGUUGCCCUGGGGACGUCUGUCCCAGACACUUUUGCCAGUAAGGUCGCCGCUAUCCAAGACCAGUAUGCAGACGCCUCCAUUGGUAAUGUGACGGGCAGCAAUGCUGUCAAUGUUUUCCUGGGCAUCGGUGUGGCGUGGACCAUAGCUGCUGUUUACUGGCGUUCCAAGGGCAAACCUUUCUAUGUUGAUCCAGGUUCUCUGGCCUUCUCUGUCACACUCUUCACUGCUUUGGCUGUGGUGUGUGUCUGCGUGCUGAUGUAUCGCCGGCGCCCCUCAGUGGCUGGAGGAGAGCUUGGCGGUCCUCGGACUUGCAAGAUAGUGACGUCCUUGCUCUUCAUCUCCCUCUGGUUGAUCUACAUCCUGUUGGCCUCACUGGAAGCGUACUGCCACAUUGCUGGAUUCUGAGGCAACGAAGCCUCGUAUUAUUUCCGUUUGGAGAGGAAUAUAAAUAAUGGCCAGUGAAGGAGCAUUUUUUUGUUGUUUUUUUGUAUUUAUUAGAUAUUUAUGUUGAAAACUUUUAAUAGGUCUGAUAAGUCAGUUUUUGUAAUCUUCCAUUUUCUUCCAUAAAGGGAUAGUUCACCCAAAAAUCAUUCACAGCUUUUAUGUUGUCCCAAAGAACAUAAAAAGUGUUUUGUUUUUUAAAGGGGGGGACUAUAUGAAGGUGAGUAAAUGAUCACAGAUUUUCCUCUUUUUUUUGUAUGAACUGUCCCUUUAAAUUAGUUAACGCAGUAUCUUACUCAUCCUUUUUCCCUUGCCUUACACUUGUAUCCGUCUCUCAGUGCUGUCUUAAACCAAUCCAAAAGAGUAACGAAUGACUCAUGUCUUUUUUGUACUCCUGUUUGAGCCAAUCAGAGCCUUCAGUUACUGAAUGAAGGGGUUUACUUUUUUUGAACUCUUUUUUUUUUAUUUUAAUGUUAAAUGUCAGUAUUACUCUUGUGUAACUGUAAUGAUUAUGUUUUAAAAGAUGUUUAAAUGAACAGAAUGACCAAACAUGAACUUUCUAUUGUUAAGAGAAGACUGAACAAACGUGCUGGACUUAAUAUUGCUUGUGUUAGAAGAAAAGCAUGUUUCAGGACUAAAUACGAAUCGGACAGAUGGUCUGAAAAGCAUGUCGAGUUCAUAACUAAUCAUAUGUCAUGAAUGAAUGGUGACAUUUUUGGGAAGUCAAACAGCGAAAUGGAAUAAAGCGGAAAAUGGACUGAAAUAAUGAAAGUGGACGGAUGAGCAAUCGGAAAAUAAUAACAGUGAUGGUGCUGCAUAUCAUUAAAAAUCAUUCUAAUUUAAAUAUCUAUGUAAUGUGUGUGUGUGUGUGUGUGUGUGAGUGAGUAAGAGUGAAACCACUCAACCAAGAAUAAACAGCUCAGCUGAUGUUCUCUUGAAAUAACAAACCAUGUAAUUGAUGUAAUUAGCUGUCUGUAUCUAUAUGUAUUUGCCUUGUCCCUUGAUGGUUACACUCCUUGACAUGAAAUGCUCAAUAGGAGAUACUAGCCUAUUAACAUGAUGUGACAUUUGUCAUGGUGACAAAUGCUCUUACUGACUGUGUACCAAACGGUAUCACCCCUAAGUUCACACGAUAGCUACUGUUCUGACAGCAUUUACUCACUCUCAUGUGAUUCCAAACCCAUAUAACCUGUGAAACACGAUCAAAGCAAAUUGUUUAGCAGAAUGUUGUUGCUGAUCCUUUUCAUACAACAAAAUCAGAAAGUGACCACCCAUACAAAAAGUACACUUCAUUAUACUUCAUUUUAAGUAAACCUACUGUAAGUUAAUUACAUUUUCCAGGUAUACUUCAUGCAGUAAGUAUACUAAAAUCAAUGGGCUUGUACACUACCUGUAGUAUGAUACUUGUAACUGUACAUUUUAGUUUAUAAAAGUAUAAGUUUAAGUGUACUGUAAGUGUAACAAUAGUAAACACUGAGUGCUAGUUUACAUAGAAGUUUUUGUAUUACAAAUAUAAUGUGAAAUACUCAAGUGAACCUAUAGGUAUGCUGUUAAUUUACUACUUGUAUACGUCUAGCCCACUUUUUACUUUACAAAAGUAUACUUUGAAGUUUACUCUCAGUAAUCUAUUAUUUUUUAAAGAAUUUUUAUACCGAAAUUAUACUUGUAAGUUUUCUUUAAGUGAGCUUAACACCAUAAGUAUAAGUUCUUAAGCAUUAUUUUGUAUUAAGUAUAUCUCUGAUACAUAGACGGUGGACGGAAAGUACUCUCGUUUUUGUUUAAAAAAAUAAAAAUAAAGGAUACAAUCACGCUGUAAUAAACAUUUUACGUAACGGACUAAAACACUCCAUAAAAACACUGCGAAAUAGUCUAUACAAGUCAUAAGAGUAAAUUUAAAUACAAGCCAAUCAUGUGUCUUCAGGAUUCAUGAAAUUCAGUACACAAGUCACAUUGACUACUUUUGACUAAUUUAUUUGUUUUUUUUGUUUGUUUGUUUUUUUUUGUGCCAUUUUUGGAAUAUAUGGGUUUAGAAUAACAUGAGGGUGCUCACAAGAUCCAAAACAAACUUUGUACUUUUUUUUAUCAGUGUUUUAUGUUUGUUGCAGUGAAUUUUCAGUUGUCACUGUUUCAGUGUUCACCGUCUGUCUAUCUGUUUCUGACUGCUGUGUAAUUAUUCUGUGAGACAUUCAGGAAGACAGUGGGAGGGUGGCAGGCAUCGGCUCAGGCAACGUUUGAUGGAGAGCACAGAAAAAGAGUGAAUGAGACAGAUUUAGCAGUAGCGUAGAUAUUUAACCCUCAGAAGUAGCUGCUCUCAGACUAGUACAGUGUUCAGAGUUAGAGAAUGUGCACCCAGAGUAUUUUUAGUAUUAUCUUGUUGCUAGGCGACACGCCCAGAGAGUCAUUGUCUUGUCUGGGCCCAGUGACGGGUGCUUGUGUGUGUGUGUGUGUGUGUGUGUGUGUGUGAGGGGGUGUUGCUGUAUGUGUGUAACACCUCCUCACCCAAAUCUAUUUAAGGCUUAAAUCACUGCAUAACCCAUCUUUACCAACUUUACUUCUUAUACUAAACUAAGUUUAGUGGAGGUUUGAACUGAAAAGAUUUUGGUAAAGCGGUUACGCAAAGGUAAUUAUAUUGAUAUCAGUUAUGAUCAUGUAACUGAUAUGAUUGAUGAUGAUGAUCAUCUAUCAUCAGCGCAGUGAAUACCACAUCUAGACUGACAUACAGCAGAAGAGUGUGCACAUAAUCGCUUUAUAAGGGUCACCGAUUUCUCUCUCUCUGCCAGGCCGCUCUUGAAGUACAAUAAAUUGAAGUGCAAUCCCAAAUGUCAUGCUGAAAAACAGCUAUCGUAAUUGGAUUAAGCGGCCUGGCCAGAGAAAAAGGGAGAGAAGGCUGGGGAAUGUAAACACUUCCCCAUCUACACAAUUUCACACAUUCCUGAUGAAAUUGCAGGUAAAGGUUGUUGUGUGUUUAUAGCAAUUUAAUACUGCAAGAGAGACUGUGUAUUUGUGUUGUAUCUGCUGGCCUCUUAAUCCGUUUUGUGAUUCAGUGCAUGUCUAAGUAUCUAACAUGUGUGGAACAGGCUAUUGAUACAGUAUAUACAGUAUUUGACCAUUUAAAUCACUUAACACUAAAAACAUAGGAAUGUCAUUACAUUAAAUAAAAUAUCAAACCCAAUGACGUGCAAAGAAAGAUGUUAGAGCUUUUCUAAAUCAUUCUUGCAAUGUCAGUUCAUCACAUUAACCAUGAACAGUAUAUCUUUUAUGAAGUAAAGCCAUGUCAUAUUUUUUGUUUUCUUUGAAAAGUAUACUUGUGGUAUCUUCAAAGUGUGCAUGAAAUGAAUUUACCGUAUUUUCUAAAAGCUUGAUCUUACUGUGAAUAAUUCAUCCAUGCAUACACUCUAAAAAAUGCUGGGUAAAAUAUGGACAACCCCAGCGGUUGGGUUAAACAUUGAAAACAACCCAGCAUGUGUUCUGUCCAAUAUUUACCCAGCACUGGGUUGUAUUUAACCCAGCAUUUUUUAGAGUGUAUGUUUUGUUUUUAAAAUGUUGACCUCAUAGCUCGCUUUUUGACACCCUUUCAUCCAAUCAAGAACCAAGUCCCCACCCUACAUUUUUGCUUUUUCAAGAAUCUGUUUGACUUAGAUAUUUGUUAUCUAAUGUAAUGACAUGCAUACAUUUUACAAGUGUCCCGAGUAUCCUAUCCUGCUAGCAUUGGUUAGCGACAGGAACUAUACUGCCCCUGUGUUGCAGAAGAAAAAACAAGCCAUGAUAGAACUAACAAUUCUUGAGAGUAUAUGUGUGAUUGGACUUGUGUUCAUAGUGCUAGUACAGCUUUGACUUUCUUGUGUACAGAAGUUACACCGACAGAAGAGGUUAAUAUGAUAAGCUAACAGUUCAUAUGAAGUGCCCCGAGGAAGCAGUCACCAUGUCAUCCUGUAUCAGUGUGCGCGUUGCCCUUGCUGGACUUUGUUCUGUGUGGUCUGGUCCUUGCGUGAAGCAUCUCUCCAAUCUUUCUGUUCAUUAGUCUUUUGAUUAUUCCUUCAUUAAUGGUUUUAUUGAUUUCAUUGUUAAUUUCUCAGUCUGUUUCUCAUAAUGAGUGAAUCACCAAGUGCUUUUCUUUUCCUCCAUGUCUGAUGUUUGUUGCAUGAAACAUUCUCUUACCCUUGUUAAAUGUUUUAGAAUGUAUUGUCCUGAAAUAUUUUUAAAAUGUCUUUUAUUAAAAAAUCUGAAUUAAACACUACAUGUUAAAUGACUUAUGUCUUUUGAAGGAAUGGAUGACUUUUAUGUGUGCCUAAAACUUCAGAU